Knipowitschia caucasica is the source of this 1284-nucleotide messenger RNA. NCBI's taxonomy places the organism in Eukaryota, Metazoa, Chordata, Actinopteri, Gobiiformes, Gobiidae. The record is from the annotation of a GenBank genome assembly.
AUGUCCCACGGCGGGAGGAGAGCGCCCUCUGGGAGCGAGGGGGUCGGGCGCCACGGUCUGGACGCCGUGGGGAGGCGCACGCGCCCGCCCCCUCCCGUUGGGACCGGAGCGCGCGCGGAGGCUGAGGAUAAAGUUGAUCCUGUCCCAGAGGAAAGGACCAUGCCCCCGGGACCUGGGUUCCUCCGGCUGCUCCGGGUCCUCCCGCUGCUGUUGGCCCCGGGGCCCCGUGUCUCUGCAGAGAUCUCGUCCAAACCGGAGGAUUACGAGUUCGGGGAUUACCGCGGGAAGUGGUGCCUGGACGAGAGCGGGUACGUGUACGCCAUCGGACAGGUGUACUCCCCCAGCCCGUUCGCGUGCCCCUGCACGUGCACGGAGGACGGGCCGCUGUGCGUGAGACCCACGUGCCCGCGCGUGCAUCCCCGCUGCACGCGCAUCCGCUACAAGGGCUGCUGUCCCGUGUGCGAAGCCAUGGCGCGCGUGUGCGUGUACGGGGGCCGCACGUACAGACCACUGGAGGAGUUCUGGGUGUCCCGCUGUGAGCACUGUCGCUGUGGAGCCAACAGAGAAGUUUACUGCAGUAUCUCAGACUGUCCCGCCCCCCACUUGUUCCUCAUCCUCUGUGUUUAUGUCAGUGUUCCUCAUCCUCUGUGUCAGUGUUCCUCAUCCUCUGUGUUUAUGUCAGUGUUCCUCAUCCUCUGUGUUUAUGUCAGUGUUCCUCAUCCUCUGUGUUUAUUGUUCCUCAUCCUCUGUGUCAGUGUUCCUCAUCCUCUGUGUUUAUUGUUCCUCAUCCUCUGUGUCAGUGUUCCUCAUCCUCUCUUGUUCCUCAUCCUCUGUGUCAGUGUUCCUCAUCCUCUGUGUAAGUGUUCCUCAUCCUCUGUGUUUAUGUCAGUGUUCCUCAUCCUCUGUUGUUCCUCAUCCUCUGUGUCAGUGUUCCUCAUCUUCUGUGUCAGUGUUCCUCAUCCUCUGUGUCAGUGUUCCUCAUCCUCUGUGUUUAUGUCAGUGUUCCUCAUCCUCUGUGUCAGUGUUCCUCAUCCUCUGUGCCCUAACUGUUUCGUAGGGAGUAGGAUCAUUGAGGCUGGAGAGCGUGUGAUCGUGGAUGACACCGUGUGUUUCUGUACGUACCGCGAGGGCUCGUGGCACACGCUGCCGUACGCCACCUGUGAGGAGCAGCAGCUCAACACCGAGCUCCCCGAGGCUCACAGGGACCAGGACUCCAGCCAAGACUCCGGCCAAGACUCCGGCCAGGGCAGAGGCUACAGCCCACGCCUGCACCUCAUCCCCUGA